AUGGCACCCAGCCCAUACGACAUCCUUGGAAUCUCUCCUAAUGCAGAUGCUGCCGCCAUACGCGGAGCCUACCACCGCAUGGCUCUGAAAUACCACCCGGACAAGAUCCAAGAUCCCACCAAACAAGCUGCCGGGGCCGAGAAGUUCAAAGACGUCCAAGCUGCGUAUGGGAUUCUAAAGGAUUCUACCAAGCGUGCUACCUUUGAU
Molecule: messenger RNA, 207 nt
Organism: Mytilinidion resinicola
Lineage: Eukaryota; Fungi; Ascomycota; Dothideomycetes; Mytilinidiales; Mytilinidiaceae
Product: heat shock protein DnaJ
Exons: 1
Cellular component (GO): endoplasmic reticulum
Molecular function (GO): protein-folding chaperone binding; misfolded protein binding
Source: RefSeq, a predicted model, not a curated record